Molecule: messenger RNA, 850 nt
Organism: Meleagris gallopavo (turkey)
Lineage: Eukaryota; Metazoa; Chordata; Aves; Galliformes; Phasianidae
Source: RefSeq, a predicted model, not a curated record
GCCUGCCGCCGAGCAGCCGUCCCCUCGCGGGCUCGCCGCCCUCCGUGCUCGCUUGGAUGAGGCUGCGACAUGCCUGAUAAGAGACGAGAUGGGCCAGGGCGACGAGAGCGACCGCAUCGUGAUCAACGUGGGAGGGACUAGGCACCAGACUUACCGCAGCACCCUGCGCACCCUGCCCGGCACGCGGCUGGCCUGGAUCGCCGAGCCCGAUGCCCACAGCCACUUCGACUAUGACCCCCGCACGGAUGAGUUUUUCUUUGACCGGCACCCGGGCGUCUUUGCCCACAUCCUGAAUUACUACCGUACUGGCAAGCUGCACUGCCCCGCCGACGUGUGCGGGCCCCUGUACGAGGAGGAGCUGGCCUUCUGGGGCAUCGAUGAGACCGACGUGGAGCCCUGCUGCUGGAUGACCUACCGGCAGCACCGCGACGCCGAAGAGGCUCUGGACAGCUUUGGUGGGGCGCCCCUGGAUAGCAGCGCCGAGGACGGAGACAUAGAUGGCACCGGAGACUCUGGCGAUGGCGAAGAGGAGCUGGAGAUGACAAAACGCCUCGCGCUCAGUGACUCCCCGGAUGGCAGGUCUGGGGGCUUCUGGAGACGGUGGCAGCCCCGCAUCUGGGCACUCUUUGAGGACCCCUACUCCUCCAGAUAUGCAAGGGUAAGCUAUGCAACCAGCACCCUCACAAAACGCUUCCCCCCUCGCUCCCACUUCUGCCCAGUGGCACCGAGCUUAGUGCCACAGGCAGAGUAGAGCAGGUAUCCCAACAACUGUGCACAGGGCCUGGGGAUGCAGGCCACGGUCUCAGGAAAGUCCCAUGUGUGGGGCCCAAGUGGACACCGUGGCAUGAGC